AUGGUUCUUUAUUUAUUUAUUUUUGUGAUAAGUGGACAGUUAAACGUUGUACAAAGUGAUACGAGGGAGAUAUUCGAUGAGAAAGAAAAUGAUUUUACAAAGAAAGCAUUACCAUUUUCAGGUGGAAUUUAUGGUAAACGACAAGUGCAUGUACCAUUUUCUGGUGGCUUAUACGGUAAAAGGAAAGCGGAUUCAUUUGGAUCGAAAAAGAGUCAAAUGAUUCCAUUUUCCGGUGGAUUUUAUGGAAAACGUGCUAUGUUAUACGAUGAUUUCGAUGAUAUAUACGAUAGUGCAAUAUAUGAUGAAAAUUUUAAACGAACAUUACGAUCAAAUAAUCGCGUAAACCUUCGAUCAUUACCGAUGAGUGGAGGAUUCUAUGGAUGA
Dracunculus medinensis (Guinea worm) is the source of this 384-nucleotide messenger RNA. NCBI's taxonomy places the organism in Eukaryota, Metazoa, Nematoda, Chromadorea, Rhabditida, Dracunculidae. The record is from the annotation of a GenBank genome assembly.